GGAUGUAUUGGCAAGUUUCUUCUCGAGUUCUCCCUCCCCCCCGCAACCGCACUCAAAUGGCUGCUAAAAUGAGCCGUCUUUAUUCGACAGUGCAUCGCCUCUUUGCCUCCAGAUCUUCCCCUCAAAUACCCUUCUCCUCCUCCGCCGCCGAAUCCCGCACCCAGAAGCUGGAGCGCAUCGCCGAUGAGCUCCUCAGCCUCAACAAAAUUGAGCGUCAUGACUACAGCAUCCUUUACCGUCUCAAACUCGGCCUCGACCGCUGGGGCUCCGGCGCUGGAAUCGUCCCUCCCGGUCUAUCGGGGGCCGACGGGGCUUCCGAUGGAGCGGCGGCCGCAGUGGCUGAGGCGAAAGAGAAGACUGCGUUCGACGUGAAGCUUGAGAAGUUCGAUGCGGCGGCCAAAAUCAAGGUGAUCAAGGAGGUGAGGACGUUCACGGAUCUAGGGUUGAAGGAAGCGAAGGAGAUUGUGGAGAAGGCGCCCGUGGUUCUCAAGAAAGGGAUCACGAAGGAGGAGGCCGAGCAGAUUGUCGCCAAGCUUAAGGAGGCUGGUGCCACUGCGAUUUUGGAGUGAGUGCUGGACAAAACAGGUCAAAUCUUUCUUGGUUUUUGGGAUUAUUAAGAAAGUUUCCAUGAUUUGUUGUUAAGAAUGAUGGAAUUCCCUUUGUUGGGUUUUAGAUAUUGAAGAUAGGGAAACGUAUUGUAGCUGUAUGAAAUGGGAAUUAGGGCAGCAUUUGAAGAUACUGCAUUUGGAUUUUAUACAAUAAGGAUGUGUUGGUGCCUAUUCACUUUGAAAGUCUUUUG
Phalaenopsis equestris is the source of this 799-nucleotide messenger RNA. RefSeq names its product 50S ribosomal protein L7/L12. Gene Ontology annotation, molecular function: structural constituent of ribosome. Lineage: Eukaryota; Viridiplantae; Streptophyta; Magnoliopsida; Asparagales; Orchidaceae. The transcript has a single exon. The record is from RefSeq and is a predicted model, not a curated record. The coding region runs from base 3 to 569 and encodes 188 amino acids. Gene Ontology annotation, biological process: translation. Gene Ontology annotation, cellular component: ribosome.